This is a messenger RNA of Colletotrichum orchidophilum, 855 nucleotides long. Its product is annotated as phosphoadenosine phosphosulfate reductase. The coding region runs from base 1 to 855 and encodes 284 amino acids. The record is from RefSeq and is a predicted model, not a curated record. The transcript has 6 exons. Lineage: Eukaryota; Fungi; Ascomycota; Sordariomycetes; Glomerellales; Glomerellaceae. Gene Ontology annotation, biological process: FAD biosynthetic process. Gene Ontology annotation, molecular function: FMN adenylyltransferase activity.
AUGUCAUACGAGAACGGCGAGCACGCUGCUGCGGCUGCCAACACCUACCCCGCCAAGCCCCACUCAUCCAAGCCGUCCCCGCGGAGUUUCCAAGACGUGUGUUAUGAGCUGAAGGACAGGCUCGAUGCUUUCCUAGCGGAGGAGCAAGAGACAGAGAUUCUGCGGAAUGUUCAGAAACAGCUGCGCGUGUCAAUAGGUGUCGUAGACGAGACGUUGGCAAGAUAUAGCCUGGAACAGAUAUCAAUUUCCUACAAUGGUGGAAAAGACUGCCUCGUACUCUUAAUUAUCCUGCUUGCCGCCCUCGCACGUCGAUUCCCCUCCCCUCAGAAAGCCUCCUCUCAGACGAACGGUUCGAACGGCACGACCUCUUUUCCCGCUGAAUUCCAGGCAGUGUACAUCGUAUCAAAGCAUCCAUUCGCCGAAGUUGACGACUUUGUGGAAACCUCCAGCUCCGAAUACCACUUAGACGUAAAACGAUAUGCCAUGUCAAUGAAAGAUGGACUGGAGGCAUACCUAGCAGACAGACCAAACGUAAAAGCAAUUUUCGUAGGGACAAGGAGGACAGACCCCCAUGGCGAGAAGUUGACAGACUUUGAUCCCACGGACUCCGGGUGGCCUGCAUUCAUGCGGGUGCAUCCUGUUAUUGAUUGGCAUUAUGCCGAAAUUUGGGCAUUCAUCCGGCAUUUGCAGAUUCCAUACUGUCCUCUAUAUGAUCAGGGCUACACGAGUUUAGGCGGAACAAAAGAUACCCAUCCCAACCCCCAAUUGAAGACCGAAGGACAGAAUGGUGCGGCUUUCCGGCCUGCGUACGAGCUGACGGAAGACGACGAAGAGAGAUUAGGUCGUGAUAGAUGA